Messenger RNA from Hibiscus syriacus, 1005 nucleotides. RefSeq lists its product as uncharacterized. Bases 110 to 673 code for a protein of 187 amino acids. The record is from RefSeq and is a predicted model, not a curated record. Lineage: Eukaryota; Viridiplantae; Streptophyta; Magnoliopsida; Malvales; Malvaceae. The transcript has a single exon.
UGCCUUACUAAACAGCCAGACACGGCUAGAAAAUCAAAACCAAAAAAUCGUAUCUUUUUCUCCCUUCCAAAACUUUCCUCUCUGCAAGUCUGCAACACCUUUGUUAAAAAUGGCGGCUUCUUCUAGAAGAUCCGGCGGCCAGAUUCUCCGUUCUAACUCUCCGUCUGGACGGUUUACGCCUUCGAUUUCAAGCUUCUCUUCACGGUCCUCGACUUUCUUCAAUCAACAUAGAUCUAUUUAUCCACCACGUGUCAAUCUCUGCAAUAAAUCUUCUUCAUCUCCGUACGUUCGAUUCCCACUCGAUAACCGUCCUACCUCUCCGAACCGUUCGAUAGCCACCGUUCGUAGAAACUCUGAUGCGUUAAGGAAUUUACAGAGCAAUCAGCUGAAGCAGACUUGCAUGUGUUCGCCUACAACGCAUCCGGGAUCGUUCCGUUGCAGUCUUCACAAGAACGUCAAUAACUCGCACUCCGUAUCAGGAUGCGCGCCGAGCAAUCGGCUUAACGCGCGUAGAUCUGCGAUGACGAACUCGUUGGUGAGAAUCGGUGGCGUCGAAGGAGAUAUUGUUAGGAGAGCUUUGUCGGCUUUGAUUAGACCUUCCUCUCACCAGCAACGUCGUCGUUCUGCUUUCCAUCCUAGGCCUAGCCGGCUGUCCGUGAUGGCAAAAGCCUAGGAAUUAUGAAGAUUUCGUAAGCGGUAUCUGCUCUCUCUUAAAGUUUAUAGGUCGAGUUUCCUAGAUUUUCCGGCGAUUUGAGAUCGAGGUUCGGCUCGACGCCGCGGUUGAUGGCGAAUCAGAUUCCGGCGAAGAGGUUGGAGAUCUGGACGGAGGAUUCAAGUAUACUCCGGGUGACCGAAACCGUAGAAUCCGAGAAACAAAAUUAUCAUAUAGUUUGUUGGUGUAAAUACAGUCAUAUUGCAGCCAAUGGCAAAUUUGAAGAGCUUUUGGACUAAAAACUAUAUAUAAAAUCUCUUGAAAUCACUAAUCAAAUCUAAAAAUCCAUUCCA